CGGGCGUAAAAACGCACACAGGCCACCGACGCCUAUCCAAAAACGCACGGACGCAGCUCAAAAUGAUGUAGACGGCACAACAGCAGCCCACACCUGGCCGUCUACACAUCAGUGAGGUGAGGUCACUCAGAGGAAGAAGUGCUGUCACACACCGAGGAGCCAUGCGUUCAGCCGCCGGCCUGCACGACCACCGAGUGACGGUACCAACAAAACUUCCCUACACAGCGGACCAGUACUAAAAUGACUACGACCCAUAGGCGAGGAAGAAUGCAGAUGUGAUCACCUUCUCACAUCAGAUUCUCUGACCCAUAAACUGACGCCCCACACAACAAAGGUCUCGAAGCCAUAUGUGCCACCUGAAAACCACACGAGAUGGACCAGCUGUUGUGCUCAAGAUGAUCCUGUAUACCCUGUGGAGAGGCUUGUAGUGGCCAAGAUGGAUGCCCAAACAACAAAAACCAUUUUCCAAUCAGUGUACAAAGAUGAUUUCCGACCAUGGAAUGUACAGAGGCGCCAGCCGUAUAGGCUAUGUGACAACCUGAAACUCAACAAGGGGACAUUUGAAACAACCACUACCUCUAAGGAUUCCUAUAGCCAUAAACAUCUUGUUAACAUUACAGAGAAUUUCAAACCAGUCCCACAGAUUAAGGAAACACAUCCUUUUGAUAGCACCACUAACUGCAGAUCCCAGUAUGUGACCUUUCCAGUACAGCUCAGAAAACCCAGGGACAACCCAGCUUACCAGCCUAACAGCACUCCACUCACCAGGGUCAUUGGUAGCCAUGAAGACUAUAAGCAUCUUCCAACAGAGCCUGCAAAGUCUUUUAAGCCCAAAGUGUCUUGGGCAAGAAACCCAACAGUUUUUGAGGCAACGAGUGAGUUCAGUGACAAAUUCAAGACGUGGCCCCUGGGAACCAAGUUCCAUCACAAACCUGAAGAGUACAGACCACCAGAGGGCCGCAUGGCAUUCCUCUCCACAACACAUGCAGACUAUACAGUGCAUGAAGGCCAGCGCUCCAAGUCAGCCCGGCCACCUAUACAAACCUGGGUCAAAGACAAGGGGCCCUUUAAGGCGAAAUCCAUCAUGAAAGAGGAUUACAAAAUUUGGAGUGCAAUGCGACGCUCCCCUAUCAUCCACAAAGAAGAAUGGGAGAUACCCAGAGGAGCUUUUGAGAAAACCACAACCUCCCGAUCUGCGUACACACCUAAGACUGUCCAUCGUGCUGUCAGCUGCAAGCCAGCACCCAGGCCUCCGAGCCCCAAGUCCCUGUUGGAGAAGACAACAGUUUAUCGUUCCAGCUACACAGCCAAGGAAAUGCCUCGCUGUCCUGUUCAAUGUCAUGCUUCUGCUGGCAUUCAACAUAAAUCCACAGGCGUGGAAGGACGCCAGCUUUACCAGAUCAUCUCAGACACAGGGGUGACUCAGCCGUACGGUGGCACUGAAGAAAAGCCAUCUCAGUCCCACCAAAGAAUUCCCUGCAUGGUUUCCAGCAGGACCACGAGGGCUUCCUAA
This is a messenger RNA of Myripristis murdjan (pinecone soldierfish), 1513 nucleotides long. RefSeq names its product stabilizer of axonemal microtubules 1-like. Gene Ontology annotation, molecular function: microtubule binding. The coding region runs from base 437 to 1513 and encodes 358 amino acids. NCBI's taxonomy places the organism in Eukaryota, Metazoa, Chordata, Actinopteri, Holocentriformes, Holocentridae. Gene Ontology annotation, cellular component: ciliary basal body; sperm flagellum; centriole. The transcript has 4 exons. The record is from RefSeq and is a predicted model, not a curated record.